AUGGCUCCAAAUCUAAGAGCCAAGGGCAGCGCGCAAGGCCAAAGGAUUGUUGCAGGUAAUGGAAAUAAGAGGAAAAGAGAUGGAACCUCGAAUUUGCAGUCGAAUACAGUGCCAAAGAAAAGGAAGGGAAAGUCGAUGGAUGUUGUUCCAGACAAGCCAACAGACGGCCAAAAAGCUACCGAUAACGAGACGAUCAUGAAAGAGUUCCGCAUCGCUUUCCACCCACGGAAGUACUGCCCAAAGCGUCCAGAAGAUGUUCCAGAAGAACAUCAGACGAAGUUUCAGCACAUUCAGCAAUUGGGCCGGAUGAUUUACGACUCAUAUGCAGUACAGCCUCGACCGGACAUCACCAAUAAGCCGUGGGAGCUCGAAAACAAGCGGCGGGCAACACGCGUAAGCGAGAAAGCUGUUGAAUCGAGAGAUGACAAUCAGAACGAGGGUACCUGGCGAAUGGCGCUUGAAAACCGCAUCUUUGAACGCUUUGAAAUCGAAGUUGCAUGUGCCGCAAACGGCUGUGGCAAUCCGAUGGAAAGUAACAGUCGAACAAAGACUCUCGAAGAGCGUCAAAAACAUCGUUCAGCAUGCCAAUGUGAGCCAUUGUCAAAACAGUAUAGCAUUUUGGGCACAGGACUAACCAAAAUAUUCAGCACCCGUAUUGGCGAGCGAAGCGUGAUACAAAAUGACCCCGAAAAUCACCGUCGGAUAGAGAUGCAACCUGAUCGAAUCUUUGGGCUGAGAACUACAGAUGCCAUGGAGAAGAUUUUGCAGCGACCACAUAACUCCCACUUGGAAGAAGACCCUGAAAUCGAUGGGUUACUCAAUAGAUUGACUAUCAGCUGCAAUCCGGACAGUGUAAUGGAAGCGAAAAGCCUCAAAGGCAGAAGCAGUUUUCGGGAUAUUGAGUUACAAACGGCGGUACCGAUACGAAAUCAUCUAUAUCUACAACUCAAGCUCCAAGAGGAUGAAUUCAACAGGAUGCAGGUACCAGGGGGCCCGCUAUCUUGGUUUCUUGCAUAUAUUGGUGAGAUGUGGAGGGUAUACGGAUGUUACAUCACAAAGUCUAACCCAGACGACCUGCCCAAUUAUAAGCAGAAAGUCAUUCUUUUAUGGGAAGGAAGUAUUACUGGCUAUGAUGAAGCACUUCAACUGGUUCUAAUUGUGGACUACAUCGUUGAUUGGGCGCGUGAUAUCUUUCGGCCUAGUAUUAUCAGACAACUGAAGUCUGUAGUAGACAAAGGCUCGCGAUCAUCUUACACAAUCAUCGAAGAGCCCGACAUUCUCUCAAUACCAGGUUAUGCAAACUCUUGGUAUGGCGACGGACCUGCCAUUACCAUUGGUGGAGCUGAAACAAAUUUGGUCACCAAAGAAUCAGCCUUUGAUGCAAUAGAUUCCACCAUUGGAACUUCUCUCCAACCCCUCUUUAAGUCCAUAGGAAAACAUGUUGAUGUCAGGGUUUGGGAAUGCGCCAAGUAUGAGGCACGAGUACGAGGGCUGUACAUCACCGGAAACGACACUGCUACUAGUGAACAUCUUACGAACACGGGCUAUCAAAGACUGGAAACUGUCAGCAUGAGUCGUUGUUGGUUCCUUUUACCACACGCCCAGGACAUCAAGACCAUUGAACAGGCAUGGACAGGGAGCCAAGAGAUCCAGGGCAUGCACGAUCUCUCGCCACAGAGAAUACUGAUUUCGCUCUAUCUGCAGUACCGCAAAGAUGGCGAUGGCAUGCUGAUACGAGAAUUAACAUAUCUUGCUCUCACUGAAUCAGUAGCUAGGAAAAUUUGGGUCCUGGAAAAGAUGGUGGAGCGGCAUGAGCUGAUCGCUUCGGCUGACGAACUUGGGCUCAAGCUGCGCGAAGCCUGGGCUUCGAGCAACGAGAAUUACUUCCAACGUUAUGCGACCAGCCAAACUACCGUACUUUGUGCCACCGCGUCUGACUUUGACAGAAUGUCAGAUCGUGUCGUCCUUGGCUUCCACGACAGCCGCGAAACUACAAACUAUGCUAGAAGGCUGAAUUCCUUCAUCGAGAACACUUGUGAGAAUAAGCGAGCGCAGCUUUACAAAAUAUACGCGACGUGUUUUCGAUACACCAAGACGGUUCAUUCGCUUACCGUGGAGCCACGUUGUUCCUUGGACCCUACCCAAGCUUGUGUUUUCGUAAACACAGAAGCGAUGCGUACUGGAAUAUGCGCCUAUAUCACGAACGCAGAAUCUGAACAAUUCAACGAAACAUGUGUAAUCCGACACUUAAUCCGGAUGGUGGUUGUGAUCUGGGACUGCGAGUGGUCAGAUGGGGAAAAGGUAUUAUAUCCAACAAGGAGCUGGGACAGCAGCCAGAUCCUACUCUGGAUCGUAUCAGAUCCUCAAUGGGAUUUGUACAUUUCGAUAAAGCCUACUUUAACUAUGCCUGGUAUUAACAGAGUCCAUAAAUGUUUGGCGUGGUUUCGCAAAGUGUUGCUCAGACACGAGUAUGGAACAGGCACUUGUGAAGGUUAUUAUCGAGGUGAUUACAGAAACAUUCAACACGACAUCCAGGAAGCAUGCAAGAAGUGCGACUUCAAGGUAGAUUAUAGUUCAGAUCCGCGAAACUUUAAAUUUUGCGACGAGGACUUUAUGCCAGAAUGA
Molecule: messenger RNA, 2625 nt
Organism: Bipolaris oryzae ATCC 44560
Lineage: Eukaryota; Fungi; Ascomycota; Dothideomycetes; Pleosporales; Pleosporaceae
Exons: 5
Coding region: 1-2625 (874 amino acids)
Source: RefSeq, a predicted model, not a curated record